Messenger RNA from Gordionus sp. m RMFG-2023, 2889 nucleotides. RefSeq lists its product as uncharacterized. The coding region runs from base 23 to 2767 and encodes 914 amino acids. The record is from RefSeq and is a predicted model, not a curated record. The transcript has 9 exons. Lineage: Eukaryota; Metazoa; Nematomorpha; Gordioida; Chordodea; Parachordodidae.
UCAGCGUAUUUCAUGAAGUCAUAUGUAUAUUCAGUUUUUGACUUUUUAUAUUAUACAUAUAUUCGCGCUAAGAGAAAAUCAACAGCUUUGUAGACGAAAUGAUUGUUCUUUUCAAAUAUCAUUGCCACAACCUAAUUCGUGCAGGCUCUCUAUCAUGACAAGCUGUGAUAAAAGUAGCAAUAAGUAUUUUUCCCCAAGUAGCUCAUUUAUAUCUAUAAAACCAAUAUCAUAUAAAUGGGAAGUUCAAACACAUAUUUCAAAUAAUAGUCAAUAUUCAGCAUUAAAUGUAACAUGGGAUAUUGAAAAUGUUCAAAAUAUUACAACAAUGAUUAUAGAAAUAUCAAAUAUUUAUGGUGAUCAUUUAUACCAACAAAAAGGAAAUCGAUGCAAGAUUUUUGAAUUUAAUCCAAGCUUGUCAAUAACAAAUAGAAAAACUUUCUUCUAUGACUGCUUCUUUAUGAUAGUUCAUACUUACCAGCCAUUAGUUUACUGGGUUCAAGUGACUCUGCUACCCGUUAAUAUUUAUAAAGGAUUUUAUUUAGUAAUCCCCGAGGUCUUUAAUAUUGAUCCUAUUAAUAAUCCUUUACGGUGGAAACCAACUUUAGCCUAUAAUCCAUUCUAUGAUAAUGUAUAUCUAAAUAUGUUCAAUGACAAUGAUGAUCGAAAUUUAAAUCAGAAACACGUUACUAUUAACGAAUUUUCCAAAAAAUUGAUUGAAGUUAAACUUCAAUUUCCUAGUAGCAAUUUAUAUAACCUUUACCCAAAUUUGUUUCAAGAAAUGGAGGUGAUAUUAUGGAUGAUCAGGACGACGGAUGACAAUGAUACAGAUAAUACCGAUAUUUUUAAGCAACACCAUAUAAAUCUAAAUGACAUAAAUUCUGGUUCAAAAUUGGUUCCAAACAUACUUCCAAUUAGCCAAAAAAGGAUUUUCAGGGGUGACAAUGACACCUUGUUUAUUGAAUUAGCCGAUAUAUUCACCCAAACCUUUUACGAUCGCUUGAACCAUUUAGACCAAUCUCUUGAUUCGCACCAAAUUCAACGGUUUUUUGCCACCUUCUUCUCCCCGCCUUUGGGCUCUUCGCUAGAAAUACAAGGCCUUUUGGAAAGUAUCCUACAACCAAACAUUCUUUUUUUCCUUACCGCCAAACCUGUUUAUAACAAGAUCAAAUGUUUGACUGAAAAUUACACGAAAAAUGGCUUAAUCACAUCCUGGCUCCAUUUUUUACAAUGCUAUUCUAAAUCCAACUCAACCGCACAAGAUUUUGAAGCAACCAUGUCUAUGGGAUUUAAAGCUACGCCCUAUUUUUUACAAUUCUUUGAUAAGAAACAUAGUUACAAUAUUAAUCAAAGAAUAGACGUAGCAUUAGUUUCAAAACUGAUAUACUUCUCUUCCUCAAUGAAACAGAUCCAACUGGAUAUAGUUCGAAUUAGAGUUAUUGUUGGCUUUGGAUUUCUGUCCAUUAUUUUGGUAUCCCUAUUUAUCACGUUUAGAUAUAUUCGUUCACGCAAAUCACUUCAUCACAAAUGCUGGGGUUCCUUUUCACGUCGUUAUCGAGCCCCACCUAAAGAAAACACGGAUAAGUUACUGGAUAAGUUAUCAGAUAGUCCGUCGAUUCUAAUGAUCUAUUCGCGCGAAUCCGGGAGGAAUCAUUGUUUGGCAGUUGAAACAUUAGCCCGUAUCAUCGAAAAACUUUUCAAUUGUAAAGUCAUCCUUGACGUAUGGGAUUUAGAAAGACGUCCCCAGAAUCCUUUAUUAUGGCUUGAAAACAAGAUGAAAACAUCGGACCUUAUCAUAGUGAUCUUUUCAGAUUUAGAACAAAGUUCCAGAACACCAUUUUUAAUCGAACCUAAUCAUAAAAAUAAAAAUCGCAAGCCCUGGCCCGAUUUGUUACAGCCUUGUUUAAGGAUACUCUCUUCAGAAUUGGUCCACUCAAAUCAUAUUAUUAAUAAUUAUAGUAACUCUUCCCCAAUAAAAAAAUACUUAUUCUUGAGUAUCGAUUACAAGUCAUAUACCAAAAGUGGAACACUGUGGAGGAAGGAUAUCUUUGCCCGUUUUAGGGAGUUUUUAACACCAAUCUGGAAUAGUGGUAACAGCACCAAAAACAUGGAAUUGAGCCAACUGCAUGAUAACCUCGGAAUUUUGAGAGCAUUGCCCCCUUUCAAGCCUAACAUUAUUAGGAUAACGAAAACACCAACUCACUUUAAUUUAUCCAAAAAAGAAUUUGCUCAAAAAUUUAAAAUAAAUGCUUUUCCUAAUAACAUACACCAAAUUUGCCAAUUAUUGAGCACUGUAUUAACACCAAAAAAUUUUUCAAAUGAUAAUGAGUCAGAAAAUAAUACUGAUUGUAUUGAAAAUGGUACAACUGAAUCUUACAACCUUCAAAGCCAUACUUCAUUGAUUCAAUUGCUAGCAAAAUUUGAGGACUUAUUAUUAAACAUUGCAAAUAAAGAUGGUGAAUAUUUAGAAGAAAAUAUAAACAACUCAUUUGACCUAAAAUGUUACAAACUAACAGAUGCCAUAAAUGAUGAAAUUGUGGAUGGUGAUAGUGUGAAAGAAAUCAUUAGUGAUUUACAUAUCAAAAAAACUGUUUUGAGCUAUGAACAAGAAAAUAUUCCUUCCUUUCAAACUAUUCAAGGUUUAUCAAACACAUAUAAUAUUACUCAACAAAAUGAGCCAAGUAAUUUUCAAUCACCAAAUCAUUUGGAAAUUGAUUUAUAUAAUGAUAUACCAAGUUAUCAAACUAUCAAAAGAGAUGUUUACACUUAAAUUUUUUUAUUAGCAAAUAAUUAUAAUUCAUAAAAUAAAUAAAUAUAUUAUUUCGAUAAUUUAUAUGAUCAAAAUUUUACAUAACUUAUUUAAUUUACAAACAUACUUUUACUUGUAUUAUA